Molecule: messenger RNA, 2968 nt
Organism: Sorghum bicolor (sorghum)
Lineage: Eukaryota; Viridiplantae; Streptophyta; Magnoliopsida; Poales; Poaceae
Product: ALG-2 interacting protein X
Exons: 8
Coding region: 143-2749 (868 amino acids)
Biological process (GO): protein transport to vacuole involved in ubiquitin-dependent protein catabolic process via the multivesicular body sorting pathway
Cellular component (GO): endosome
Molecular function (GO): protein binding
Source: RefSeq, a predicted model, not a curated record
UCCUUCCUCUAGUUGCCUUUCCAGAGCGACAACUCCCAACUCCCCAAAUUUCCUUCACCCGAAAGCCCCCAACCCCACCCCAUCCUCCGAUCCCCUCCCCUUCCGCCUCGCCUCCGGCCACCGCGUCCGCCCCCCGACCCUGAUGGCGUCGGCGGCGUGGUCCUCUAAUGUGAUGCUCGCGAUCCACGAGAAGAAAACGACUGCCACUGAUCUCUACCGCCCGCUGCGCCUCUACAUCGCCUCCGUCUACUCGGAGCGCGAGGCCGCCGCGGCCGACGACGACCUUACCGUGGUGCGAGACCUCCGCGCCGCUGUCGAGCAGCCCUCCCUCCCGGACCCGUCCUCCCUCGAGCAGCGCCGCGACGCGCUGCUCGCCUACGCGCGGGCUCUGGCGCUCGUGGAGCCCCGGUUCCCCAUCUCCCCCGACCGCGCCCACGUCCACUCCCUCACCUUCACCUGGCACGACGCCUUCAAGGGGAACAAGAAGUGCGCCCUCGCCUCCAUCCACCUCGAGAAGGCCUCCGUGCUCUUCAACAUCGGCGCCGUCUACUCCCAGAUCGCGCUCGCCGCGGACCGCUCCACCGACGUCGGGAUCAAGACCGCGUGCGGCGCCUUCCAGAGUGCGGCGGGGGCGUUCGCGUGGCUCAGGGAGAGCGGGGUCGCGGCCAAGGCUGUCGCUGCGGGGGCCACCACUGUGGACAUCACGCCCGAGUGCGCCGGCAUGCUGGAGAAACUCAUGCUCGCGCAGGCGCAGGAGUGCUUCUUCGAGAAGGUCAUAGGUGGAGGGAAGCCACCCGCGCUGUGCUCCAAGGUGGCGCGGCAGGUGGGCAUAUUCUAUGAAGAAGCAUACGCAGCUCUCAGUGCACCUCCUCUAAGUCAGCACUUUGAUAAGACAUGGGUGUCCCAUGUCCAGCUGAAAGCUGCUCAAUUCUACGCCGAUGCUUGCUAUAGGUAUUCAUUAGAUCUUCAUCAGAAAGAAGAAAUUGCUGAGGAAAUUGCACGUUUAAAGAUUGGUAUGAGUGCCUUGGCAGAUGCUAAGAAGGCUGCGAAGGGAGUUGCUGCCCAGCUUCUGGAUUCUGUGAACAAGCUGGAAACUAACAUGAAAACCAACUUGGAAAGGGCUAUGAAGGAGAAUGAUCGUGUUUACCUGAUGCGGGUUCCAGCUGCUGGUUCCUUGGGAGCCCUCCCUGCAGCAUCCCUUGUAAAGCCUACCUCUUUGGCAGAAGUUUUAGAUGCCAGCAAGGAAAGGCUUUUUUCAUCACUUGUGCCUGAUGGCAGCAUGAAAGCACUCUCUAAGUACACAGAGAUGCUAGAUAAUAUUAUCCGGACCCAAGCAGAGAAAUUGCAGCAAGCCAGUGAGAUCACUAGAGUCAGGCUGAAGGAAAUGGACUUACCAGAUUCUAUUCUUUCAUUGGAAGGAAAUAUAACCUUGCCCUUGGAUCUCAAGGAAGACGUAGAGGCUGUGCAGAUAAGUGGUGGCCCUGCUGGCUUAGAAUCUGAGUUGCAGCAGCUUAGGGAUUUGAGCAGGGUCAAUCAGGAACUACUUGUUCAGACUGAAGAGCUUCUACAGAAGGAGGCGAAUGAAGACGCUCAAUUUCGUACACAAUUUGGGAGUCGCUGGACUAGACCUCAAUCAAGCACCCUAACCAAGAAUAUUCAGGAUAGAUUGAAUCUGUUUGCUUCUAAUCUGAAGAGAGCUGCUGAUAGUGAUUCUCUGAUCGAACGAGGCGUGAAGGAGAACUAUCCAUUGAUGUCUAUCCUUGACAAAAGACCGAUAGAGUCUGCACUUCCAAGUAUUUCCAGGCCUAUCAUGUCCUUGGAUGGGAAUGAAGAUGCCAUUGUUGGAGCCCUGAAACAAAGCUUGAGACAACUGGAGGCUCUUGGAGCACAAAGGGCAGGUCUUGAAGACAUGCUCAAAGAAAUGAAAAGAAAGGACGAUAUAUUGCCUAAGUUGAUGACUGGUGUGGGAUCACAUGAUGAUCUUUUCAAGAAGGAGCUUGCUAAGUAUGAUCCUAUCUGUGCUGAUAUUGCUGAUAACAUUGUGGCACAGGAACAAUUAUUGCUACAAAUACAGGCACAAAAUGAGCAAUUUGCUGCUGUAUUCAACCUAGAGGAUUACAAAGCUGCUCGUGAGAGAUGCUACAAGCAAAUCGCUGCUGCUGUUGCUAAAUAUCAGGAGUUCAAAAAGAACAUUAACGAGGGCCUAAACUUUUAUGUGACUUUACAGGAAGCAAUAGGCAAAAUAAAGCAGCAGUGCAGUGACUUUAUAAUGACCCGAAACAUUCAAUGCCGUGAAAUGAUCGAAGAUGUGCAGAGGAAGCUAGCGGGUUUCAGCUUCUCGUCCUCCGGCCACUCUUCUUUGCAGAGGAAUGCUUCUGUGCCACCUGAUCAGAGCAGCCCAUCACCACCGCCGCAUGCUCAGGCUCCCUAUGCCUCUACACCUGGGGUAGACUCAAGGCCUGGAUAUUCUCAACCGGAGCCAAGACCUUCAUACUCACAGCCAUACCCCUCAUCCUAUGGCGCGCCACCGCAACAGCCUCCAUACAGUGCACCACACCCUGGUCAGUACCAGCCACCAGCGCAUCAGCCGCCUCCUGGUCAUGACUAUGGUCAGCCGGCAUAUCCUGGAUGGCGUGGUCCAUAUUACAAUGCCCAUCAGCCGCAGCAAUCUGCGCCAUAUCCACAGCCACCGUACAAUGCCCCUGGGGCUUACCCUCCGCACCAGAGCAACUAUUACAGGCCUCAAUAAGUCAUCUUGUGGUUGCUGCAACUAUUUGUUUGUUUCUUUUCCAUUGGAUCUUACCAUUGAGGAGUACAUUAUCUGGCGUACUGCAUACGAGAGUUUGGGUGGUGUAAUAUCAGGUUGAUUAGAAGGUAUAGCUUGUAUGAUUUGUACGUAUAAUAAUGUGCUGGAUGUGUUGUAAUACGCGGCUACAUUCUCAUAUGCAUAUUGCAACACCUACGUCUA